Messenger RNA from Diachasmimorpha longicaudata, 2335 nucleotides. RefSeq names its product hyccin (gene Hyccin). NCBI's taxonomy places the organism in Eukaryota, Metazoa, Arthropoda, Insecta, Hymenoptera, Braconidae. Gene Ontology annotation, cellular component: plasma membrane. The transcript is spliced from 7 exons. Gene Ontology annotation, biological process: protein localization to plasma membrane; phosphatidylinositol phosphate biosynthetic process. Bases 317 to 1816 code for a protein of 499 amino acids. The record is from RefSeq and is a predicted model, not a curated record.
CUGUCGCCUCUCAUUAUCGUUCCGCACCUCAUGACGCACACAUUUAUUGUCCAGUCAAUCGACUUCUCGUCAAUAAAAAAAUUGUAGCCACCAAUUUGGUGAUUGUUUGUCGAUACCCAGUGGGUGGUACCAUGUGGUGUCCGACGAAAACCCCUCGUCAAUUCCGGAAAUCCAGAUAAACAACUCGUGAGUCAUUAGUGAUAAAAAAAAUAUUACCAAUCAGCUGGGGAAACAUCAAUAGCUCGUGAUUGAUUUUGCACAUGGCAAUUGCCACAGUUCUUCAGAUCAAUUUUUGGGAGGAUAUAUCGACUCCAUCAUGACUGAGAGUCUGAUCAAUGAGUGGUUGAUCGACUGUGCUGAUUAUUCAGCCAGUGAAUUGAAGAGCUUUGCAAGUACUUUAGCCCAGGACAGUGAAAUUGUUCGGGCUCUCUACGUUCUCUUGGAGGAGAGGAGCAAAUACAACGAGCUGGUGGACACUGUCUGCAAUCAGCUGUUCGAUUUCUAUCGAUCACGGGAGAUCGAACUCCAGAGGUUCACACUCCAGUUUGUUCCAACGCUCAUCUUCAUUUACCUAAACUCGGUGGCACAUGGUGAUAUCAAGAAUUGCCGAUCUGUCGAGACACUGCUCAUUGGCCUUUACAAUUUGGAAGUGGUGGACAAGAAUGGCGAGCCCAAGUCCGUAUCUUUCAGACUCCCAUCGCUGGCUAUGCUGUCUAUUUAUCAUGAGCCCUCAAGCUUGGCCCCAGCAUCCCUGACAGAAAGUGCAGUUCGUCGUUUCGAGGAGUGCAACUCAAAAUUAGUGAGCUGGGGUCCACUCCAGCAAGUGGAGACCCUCAACGCCCAGAAUCGUCUGAAGGUCAUGACAGCACUCCUGUUUAUUUAUAAUCAGCAGCUGAGUUACAUAAAUAAAUCAGCGCUGGAGCAAUUGUGCAAAGUGGCGACAAAACUCGUCACCCAGGGCUUCAUGAAACCAGGUCAUCAUCAGCGCUCGUCUUACAGUGAAUCGAGUUUUGUUCCUCGUCUCCUCCCACGUAUUCCAGUGUCCAAUCAAUUUUUGUUGGAGUUCCUUCAUGGAAUUUAUUUUGCAAUGUACAAUGAUUGCUGGUACGUAGGAUGCCAGGCAGUGGAAGAUGUGCACAAUAGGGCGUGUUAUGACACAUACCCUGAUGUCAUGCUGGUGACAAACGCUAUCAGAAAUUCCAGCAGCUCUGGGCCUUCUGGACAACCUGGAGACAGCGCCAUGGGCACAGGUGUCGCCCUAUCCCCAGCAACAGCAACGCCAACGAUAUCUAAGUCGAUGAUCACGAAUGCUUCUUUCAGAACGAAGAAAUUACCAGAUGACAUUCCGAUAAUAGCGAAGGAGGAGGGCAGCGGGGACGCGAAGGCAAACCUGGUGUCGAUAACUGAGGAGGGAGAGGGCGGGGAUCCCUCCAGGACGGGAUCCAUUCGUCAAUCGACAGGAAAGAGUGGAUCGAAAAUCUCGAAUUUCAGUUUAUCGAAGAAACCGAAGGACAAGGAGGGGAAGUCAGCGAAAAAUGGCUAUGUCCAGGGGUCUGAGAAGGAGAGAAAGUCCUCUGGGCAGAUGUCCUCGAGGGAGAGUGUGAGGGGCAGUCGAGCUAUGCUCAACAGCGACGAUGUGGACGCCAAUGGAGCUGUCAAUAGUAAAAAGAAAAAUGAUAACGAUAACAACUCAACUGUUGAACAUGAGAAACAUCUGUCAGCUGAUAUGUCUGAGUCUGUUGAACUCGAGCCAGCGAUUGGCCACAGGCACGAGCCUGAAAAUAUUCAGUCGUCAGUGCAAGUCAGUUCUGUUUGAGAAAUUUUUUUUUUUCAGUUAUUAAAUUUCACUCGAGUUUUGUUUAUCGAGUCCUAGGGAUCAAUUGACGUCGAUUCGUUGAAUUUAUCUGGAUUUUUUAACUGUCUAUGAUAUCACUGCCACCUCAACGUUAAUUAGACGUAGAUGAGAUGAUUGGAUAUUUUUUAAAGUGAUGAUAUCAGUUCAAUAGCGCAGUGGUAAAAUGAGUGUGUCACUUUUCACUGUCGAUCAGUUUUUCAGGGAUAGCUCAGAAUCUAUGAGCGAUAGGGAGAUUUUUGUUAUGAUCUUUUUGUGGAGCAGGUUUGAGAGCUGCAAUUAAUGUCAUGACAAAAACUGCUGUCAUUCAGACCCGGAGAUAUUGCUCAGAAACUCAGAGAUAAGUCACCUUAUCUCAUUUAUCACUUUACUAUUGACUUUCGAAUCUGUUUUUUAUCGAAUUUUCUACGUUUGACAAUUUUUUUUCCACCUUUUUUUUUCGAUAAUUGUCUCGGAAUUUGUAGGAAAAUUUAGGGAAUUGUU